GAACUUCUGAGCAAGCUCCGCAGUGGCUGCUGCCGGGCUCCUCGGGCUUCUUUCUCCGAGCGCAAGACUGGCUUCCCCACCUGGCGUUCCUGCGAGAGAUGAAGGAUUAAUCAGCCACUCGAUGGGGAUUAACAGUGGAGCACCUCUUUGUGUCGCCUUUCCACCUCUCUGUAGCAAGAAAAACAACUUCAGCACUUCUUCAAUAAUAAUUAUGAAACUGGUAUUAACUGAAUGGCAAUUAUGGAUUUUUAACUCUAACUCACAGUAAACCAGCAAGCCAUAUGUUGAAAUUCCUACCAAAUAGCUUUUCGUUCUUAAUGUCUCAUACUUAUACAAGAAGCUGCAAGAUACUUGUUUGUAUACAAGGAAUAUAAGCAUUACUUGCCUGGGGAACAGAAGCUGAAAGAGAAGACGCCCUGAGUUGUCCUUGGAGAUAUGGUAGUAUUAUUUAUAUAGAUAUAAUAAAUAUAUAUAUUUUUUAUGGUGAUGAAAAUGGCUCCUCAGAACGCUGACUCGGAAUCUAUGCAAGUUCAAGACCUACCUGUGGCACAGCUUGAGAAACCAGAAAACAAGGAGAAUGAAAGUAGAGAGGAGACCAUUAGUGAAGGAUCCAUAGACCGGAUACCGAUACGCCUCUGGGUGAUGCAUGGUGCAGUAAUGUUUGGCAGGGAAUUUUGUUACGCCAUGGAGACAGCUUUGGUAACACCCGUGUUGUUACAAAUCGGUCUUCCCGAACAGUACUACAGCCUCACUUGGUUCCUUAGCCCUAUCCUGGGCUUGAUCUUCACUCCGCUUAUAGGUUCGGCUAGUGACCGCUGCACACUGAGCUGGGGCCGCCGGCGGCCUUUUAUUCUUGCUCUCUGCAUUGGUGUCCUCUUUGGAGUUGCACUUUUCCUUAAUGGCUCUGUCAUAGGUCUGGCUAUCGGCGAUGUCCCAGACAAGCAGCCCAUUGGUAUCGUUCUCACGGUGCUUGGUGUUGUGGUGUUGGAUUUUUGUGCUGAUGCAACAGAAGGGCCAAUUCGGGCCUACUUGUUGGAUGUGGUGGACAGUGAGGAACAAGAUAUGGCCCUUAACAUCCAUGCCUUUUCAGCUGGUCUUGGUGGAGCAAUCGGUUACAUGUUAGGAGGGCUGGACUGGACACAGACCUUCUUGGGUAGUAUUUUUAAAUCUCAAGAGCAAGUCCUUUUCUUCUUUGCAGCCAUUAUUUUCUCCGUCUCCGUUGCCCUCCACCUUUUUAGCAUUGAAGAAGAGCAAUAUAACCCUCAGCAGGACAGGAUUGAUGAUGAAGGAGACACGCUUUCUAGCGUGAAGUUCAGCGGUAGUCUCCCGCCCCUGAAUCGACUGAAUGUAAUUAGUGAGGAAGAUCCAUAUGGAGCCUCUAUGUUCCAUGAUGAGGUUCAAUCAGAGCAUGAUCUCAAUAUGGAGUUCCUCGAGGUGAACAUUGUAAGAAGUAAGAGUGACUCGGUUCUGCACAUGCCUGAUGCUACGUUGGAAAUUGAAUCAGAGCUGCUCUUUCUGCAUGACAUCGAACCCUCAAUUUUUCAGGAUGCUUCGUACCCGAACACUCCCCACAACACCAGCCAAGAGAUCAUGAAGUCCAAACUCAACCGCCUGUCUGCUUUCCUCAGGGACAGUGAGAAAGAGGAGGAAAUGUUGCUUGAUAAUCACUUAAUUGAAGAUAAAAUCCCAAACGCAAAUGGCUCCCUACCAAAAGAGUUUCUCAAUGGACACGCUAGAAUCGGCAUGAAGCAAUCUAGUACUUCAAAUUCCAUGCGAAGGCGAAGGCACAUGUUCUAUCGUCAGCCAUCCUACACCUUCUCAUACUAUGGGAAAAUAGGCUCUCACCGCUAUCGUUUUCGUCGGGCCAACGCCAUCGUCUUGAUAAAGUCCUCACGCAGCAUGAAUGAUAUCUACGACAUGCAGAAGCGGCAGCGACAGAAGUACAGACACAGGAAUCAGAGUGGCACAACAAAUUCAAGCGGAGACACAGAGAGCGAAGAAGGGGAAACUGAAACCACUGUCCGACUCUUGUGGUUGUCAAUGCUAAAGAUGCCAAAGGAGCUGCUGAGACUGUGCGUUUGUCACCUCUUAACUUGGUUUUCAAUCAUUGCUGAAGCUGUGUUCUAUACAGAUUUCAUGGGCCAGGUCAUCUUUAAAGGCGAUCCAAAGGCCCCUUCUAAUUCAACUGAGUUACAUGCCUAUAAUGCUGGAGUUCAGAUGGGAUGCUGGGGACUGGUAAUUUAUGCUGCUACUGCUGCCGUUUGUUCAGCGUUAUUGCAGAAAUACUUGGACAACUAUGACCUUAGUAUAAAAGUCAUCUACAUCCUGGGGACACUGGGUUUUUCUCUUGGCACGGCGGUGAUGGCUAUGUUCCCCAACGUGUACGUCACCAUGAUAAUGAUCAGCACCAUGGGAAUAGUCUCCAUGAGUAUCUCCUACUGCCCCUACGCGCUUUUGGGACAAUAUCAUGAUAUUAAAGAGUAUAUUCACCAUAGCCCCGGGAACUCAAAGCGAGGAUUUGGCAUAGAUUGUGCUAUUCUGUCAUGUCAGGUUUACAUCUCCCAGAUCCUCGUGGCCUCCGCACUUGGUGGUGUGGUGGAUGCAGUUGGCACAGUCAGAGUCAUUCCCAUGGUGGCUUCGGUGGGAUCCUUCCUGGGUUUUUUGACAGCAACGUUCUUGGUGAUUUACCCCGAAGUCAAUGAAGAGCCAAAGGAAGAACAGAAAGGACUCGGCCCUCCAGAGACCACCGAGAGCAGGGGCACCAACGCCGAGAAGCCAACUGUUCUGAAGCUCACACGCAAAGGGGCUGCCACGCCGGGGCUGGAGAGCGAGUCCGCUGUGUGAGGCCGUCACUCUUCGUUCACACACAUUCCAGGGAGUGCAGGUGCAGGAUCAGGAAACCCCCCCCCCCCUUUUUCUUUUUCCCCAGGAAAACAAAUUAAGAUCUUCAGUACCUGUAGCUAAAAUUGCAGAAAAUUGCAGGCAGUUUCAUGCAAAAAUGUAAAUGAAAUUCUGUAGUCCCUAAUAUAGGUUUGAACAGGUAGCUCUGAUGCUAAUUGCUUUCUCUACAACUUAGAAAUGUCAUUUCUGAACACUUUUUUAUUAAGAAUGCAUUUAGAUUUCAAAUAAGUUUUAUUAAUCUGCAUGAGACUCACAGUGUAUACAAUUAGCAGUUAGAAAAAUUAAGUUUUCGGCUGUUUUUAAACUAACUGAAAGUGGAAGCUAAUAUCUUGACCUAUAGUCUCUUGCUAUUUUUGUCUGAACAUUUCAGAUUUCACUAGUACAGCACCUGAAUCAAAUGCUUAGACAUCCCGAUCAGUCUUUUUCAUCAGCCCGAUGAUAUUGGUCUGACAGCUACAAUUCUUUAACAUUUAUUUUCGACUUCAUAUUUUUGUUGGUGCAAUUGCUACAGAAAAGUUUUAUUUGCAAUCAUUUUCAAGACAAACAAAAGCAAUUGCUGCGGUUUCUAAGAAACUGCCGUGAAUUCUUUUAGUCAUACUGUUCAACAACUACUCCCGAGUCUACUGCUUGUCAGGAAUGGAUAGCGCUGGGUGCCUGACGUGAACCGUAGAUGGAAGUAGCAGCAACUGGGAAGGCGAUCAGCACUCGCAGGUAUUUCUAACGCGUGCUGCAUUUUGUGAAUGUCAUUGGAACACGCUGUGACAGUUUUUAGCUGGGAGUUUUGCGUGCUGGUGAACUUUGGGGUUUUCUCGGCAUCUGAAGCCGAUCGUCUCUGGAUGAAGCGGUCGCGGAGAAGGGCGUCUCCGGGGCCAGCUUCCCAGAGCGGGGUGUGAGGAGUCUCUGUAGCGGGGAAAGGCAGUCGAUGAUUAAUUGCACUUUUUACAGGCCUUUAACCUUCCGGCUGGGAACGCAGCAGCCGAGGUAAAGGCGCAGUGUCAGUACAACAAGGUAAACCGAAGGCCUACCUCUGUAACUUUAUGGCAUGGUCUGAUUGUAUAAAAAUCUUUGUCAGAAAACAGUUUUUAGGCCUUAAAAUUCAAUCCACGAGCAUGUGUUGCUGUCCCUGUCCCUGCGUUGGAGGAAUUGUAGGCUUAAGCUCUCCUGAGCUGCGCUACCAGUUUCGUCAGCGCAACCUCCGUACCCCUUUCCUUGAUUCGGGACGCAGCUGCCGUGCAAAGACAUUUUCUAUGAAGAGCUUAAGAGAGUGAUACUAUCCUGAUUUAAAAUAUUAUUGGGAUCGCUAGCAGUGCCCCAGUCCAUGGGUAGACAAAGCUCAGAGAGAUCCAGCAGCGAGUUAAAGCAACUUUAGAAACCGAACUUCCAGUUGUUGUCUCAGAAGUGUUUGUGAUGCUAUUUACCCAUUUGCGCAUGGACCUACCGGCUGCAGUCAAUCCAUGUGUUACACAGACAAAUCACAGCUCACUGCAAGGUUUCUGCUGCCUCAGACUUCUUAUACUACAGUACUUUAAAGUGCAUGUGUAAAUCAUGCUGCAAUAUAUUCAUUCAAAAGAAAAAAAUAUAUAUUUCAAAAUGAAAAGCAGUUUUUAAUAAAUUACUUGAAUUGUCAAUGUAUUUAAGAAAUAUGUAUGUUUUGGUAUGUUUGAAGUUAACGCGCAGUCUUGGCCGACGUCAUUGAUGAAUUCCUGGUGGCGUACGCGUGUUCCUAAGCCGAAGGCUUUCAGCCAGUACUGAAGUCCUAUGCUGUCAAGGGUGGCGAUGUUGUUUUUAGGCUGGUGAAAUUUCGGAGCGCUAAAGUGCAUGUAAUCGCACAGGACUUUUUUUUUUUUUUUUUUUUGGUCAAGUGACU
Messenger RNA from Struthio camelus australis, 4768 nucleotides. RefSeq names its product solute carrier family 45 member 4 (gene SLC45A4). Lineage: Eukaryota; Metazoa; Chordata; Aves; Struthioniformes; Struthionidae. Gene Ontology annotation, molecular function: sucrose:proton symporter activity. Gene Ontology annotation, cellular component: membrane. The record is from RefSeq and is a predicted model, not a curated record. Gene Ontology annotation, biological process: transmembrane transport.